Leptinotarsa decemlineata (Colorado potato beetle) is the source of this 1980-nucleotide messenger RNA. RefSeq lists its product as uncharacterized. Lineage: Eukaryota; Metazoa; Arthropoda; Insecta; Coleoptera; Chrysomelidae. The record is from RefSeq and is a predicted model, not a curated record.
AGAAAAUUCAGUUCCUAAUAAAUGUGGUUAUUGUUCCGACUGUGACAUAUUCAAAAUGAAAAAGUUGUUUGAAAGUGAAUUGUGAGAAGUGUAUUGUUGUUUUCCAAAUAAGGUUGGCCUGAUCUAUGAUAAUUAUAACUAAUUAUUAUAAAGAAGUAAACGUAUUUUUUAUCAAAACCAUUCAUAUUUUAAAGUAAUAGAUACACAACGGUCGUGACAAUGUCGAUACCGACGAUAUUAAACCUAGAAGAACUACUGAUCAACCAUAUCGAUCAGAAUAAAAAAAUUGUAGGUACGAAAAUCACCAGACUCACAGCUCCCGGGGAUAACUUUGGUAGUGAAAUACUAAAAAUUGAUUUAGUUUUGAAUGACAAGACUGGGAAUUCAGAAAACUUGAGUGUAAUAGCAAAACUUAUACCCGAAUUCGAAUUCUAUCAGGAGAUAUUCAACAUCCAGUGGACUUUCAAAAACGAGAGGAACUUUUACGAAAAAAUUAUACCAUGUUUACAACAAUUUCAAAAAGAACAAGGAGUUCAAGAUGUGAUCGAUUUGUUUCCGAAAUAUUAUGGCUCAAGGUGUAAUUUAGAGGAUAAAGAUACCAAAGUAGACGGAAAUGCUGUUCUCAUUCUGGAGAAUUUGAAAAUCAAAGGUUAUUACACGGAAAAUCGAAAAACCGGUUUCGACCUGCCUACCAGCAAACUUCUACUGAGGGACGUCGCAAAAUUCCACGCUGUUCCAUUAGCUCUUAAGCUGAAGCGCCCCCAAAGCUUCGAUAGUUAUGUAAAACCCCACAUGGCUGCUUUCCAGCCAGAACGUCCACCGAUGUCCUCUCCGGACAUGAAUUCCUUUCUAUUGGAAGUUAUAAGAGAUUCAGAAGACUACUGCCGGUUUGCACCCCAAGUGGAAAAAUCCCUUUCGCUUUGGGGCAAGCGACCAACAACCUUCAGAGAACCCUAUUCCACGUUGAUCCACAACGAUUUGUGGGUGAACAACAUUAUGCUCAGAAAAGAAAACAACGAAACAGUUGCCUGCAAGUUUGUCGAUUUUCAGUUAUACACCUACGACUCUGUUGUGAUUGAUUUGUUCUUCUUUCUCUUCACCAGCGUGCGAAGGGACGUACUCGAAGAAAAUUUGGACUUCUUAAUCGAAUACUAUCACCAGGUAUUUGUCGAAACUCUCAGUAGCUGUCACUGCGAUACUUCCCCAUUUUCGCAAAAGCUGUUUCUGGAAGAAAUGUCCGCGUGCGCUGAUAGGAUUUUAGGUCUAACGCUUUUCAUGUCUACUUUCAUCGUAAUGGGUCUGGAAGGUGGUUUGGAUCGUCCUGAUCCAACGAAACCACCAAACAUGGAAGGAGCUAAAAUAUCAGACGAAAACAAAGACAAAAUUUUUUUCAUCUUGUAUGAAUGCAACCGAAGGGGAUGGCUGAAUUUUUGAUUCACUCCAUGAAGUUGAAUAGGUAUUUUCAAGUUAUAGAAAAAAAUUGUAAGGUGACUAAAGUUUCAUGUAACCAACAUGCGAAAAUUAAAAAACAAUUGGCUAAAAUAUAUGUACAGAGAUGAAGCAUCAGCACAUAAACAGUGCUAUCACUUGAAUUUUUUGAACGAGACUUCCAAAGAAAAAUGUGUCUACCUUUUUAUGUAAUAUGAUGAAAGCUUCCGUAACUUCAAUGUUGAAAAAAAUUUCAAAAAAUAAGUCAUUUUUUCACUUCAAAGGCUUUUCAUUCAUUUCAAUGUUAAUAGUAUACUAUUAUCAUUACGAAAAUCUUUUUUAAGGUAUAUACAAAAUAUAUUUCUAUUCUCAAUUAAAACAUUUCAUAUUACAUUCUAAUGUUGCCAGAUAGUUGCUUGUUACGUGCUUCACUCUGAUAAAAGUAGUAUCAAAGUUAUCAUUGGCAGUGAACGUGAAACUUUAAUUUCAAUGCUUUUAAUUUCAAUAGUCAAUGCUUUCUAUAUCAAUGAAAUCUAUUCAAGUAUUUUGAUG